UUUGCCACUAUAGUAACGUCGUCCACGUUCAGCAACAAUGAUAUUUGUGGAAUGACAUCACAUUAAAAUAGUGGUCGUAUCAAAUUAAGAACUGUAUGUAUAUAUAUAUAUAUAUUUGUUCCAAAUGAGUGCGCAGUGAGUGAGAUGUCAGCUGUUGUCAUUGAGUUUCCAGGGUGUCGAGCCCAGAGGAGGCCGUGCGGGGGAAAAACAAGCGGUGCUGCUUAGCAGUUCUCCCACGAGGACACAUCCAGGAAGAAAAACAUUUUAAUUGCGUCCGCGGAUAAACUCCUAUAAUCGCGACAUGGCUAAGAUAUUCUCAGCAGGAAUGACAAAGCAUGUCGAAGGCGAGAACACAAAUUACACGAAUGUGGUCCUUGCUUCCCUUAAGCAAACUAUGAUGAUAUCAGUUUCAUGUCAACAAUUAGGAGCAAAUGACUCCGAAAAUAUUUGCUCGGAUGGAUUUCAUUGUGGUUGACAAAGCCAUUCGGGUGGUAAAGCUACUGCAUUGUGUCCGAAGAACAUCUUUGAAAGCACUGUGAUGUCAUCAUGCCAUACACUGUCUAUGUGCGAUACUGUGAUGUUAUCAUUACAGGCCUGGCCAACAACUCUCCUUUCCUGUCCUCUCCUGCCAUGACAAUAAUGAUCGCAACUACUUCUACAAUACACACAGGCUGCAGCGCCAUCAUGCCAUCACACCUCCUCUUAUUAGGUCUUCUUAUUAUGCCAGGAUUCACCUCAGGCGCCACCUCCACAGCCCCCACCUCCUCUGUCAGCAUGGUUGCCACAUCGACACCGGCCACCACCCAGUCCAUCUCUUCCACCACAUCUAGAGGUACAACAAUGUCCUCCACCAGCAUGCCUUCCUCCACAGUCACCUCCACUACCGGAGCCCCCAUGUCCACCACCCCUCCAAGCACACCCUUAAUACCCACAGGCUCUUCUGCUAACACCAUGCAGUCUUCCUCAAGCAGUUCUGGAAGUACAUUACCCACAGCUACCACCACCCAAACCCCUACAAGCACACCCUUAUCCACAGGUUCAGCAACUACCACCAUGCAGUGGUCCACCAUGAGUACUAACCCUGCAAGUGGGGGAGCCACCACCACUGCGGCCGCCACCCAGACACCCACAAGCACACCCUUAUCCACAGGGCCAGCAACCAGCACCAUGCAGUGGUCCACCAGUAGCACCAACCCUGCAAGUGAGGGAGCGACCACCACCGCCACCCAGACCCCCACAAGCUCACCCUUAUCCACAGGCUCAGCAACCAGCACCAUGCAGCCAAUGUCCGGAGGAACAACUGCUGCUGGUUCUACACUUACAGCGUCUGUUAGCUCAGUCAGUGCUCCUAACACAGGAACCAACUCUGCCUCCUCCACAGCCAUGCCCAUGUCCACCACAACUAUGAUGACCGCCGCUUCACCGUCCUCCGUGAGUUCAAACACUGACUCCUGGACCUCCAUGAUGUCCACCACUCAGACGACAACCUCCACUGGCAGCAUGACCAGUAUGAUGACAACCGCAAUGAACAUGAUAUACUGUCCCGAAUUCUCGUGUAACUACUCAGACUGCAACACAAUGUACGCCAGUCAAAAUACAACGCCAUGUGCAGCUGGUCAAUGGUGUAAGCUGUGCAAGAUGGACAUGUACUACAUGGCUAGCUGCAGUGCCUCCUGCAACGACAGCUGCAUGAACGACUCCCAGACCAACUGCAGCGUGGCUUGCUGCAACUACACGGGCUGCCUCAACGCCACUUUUGCAUCCAUGGUGAUAAUGCCAUCUACAGCAGCUGCUCCAACCGCCGCACCCGUCACCACGGCCAUGGCCAACCCACAGCCAACGACAUCAGAUGACGGAAACAAAUGCAAUCAAGGGAUGUGCACCGGUGCUACUUGCUACACAAGCUUCAGCAGCACACUGCAGACGUGCUCCUCCUCUGAUCUGCACUGUCAGCUGAAAAAAGAGACGGUGGGCUCCGACCUGAAAUGGACGGCAGGCUGCACAGCUAACUGCUCGAGCGAAACAACGUGCACAGCCACCACACAGCCUCCAUGCCACCUGGAGUGCUGCAACGUCACCAUGACUUCCUGCCUGUGGUUGAACGGCACGAUGAACUUCCCAUCUUCUGCCAUCAGGGGUCCUCGUAUUCACGCGGAACUGACGGCGUCUUUACUCUGCCUGCUGGUCGCUUUAGGUUUCCUGCAGUGAGAAAGCACAUUGUUGAGAGCUUACAGACGACUGCAUCACUUACACCUCCCUCUUUUUCUGUUGCUGAUAUGUGAUUGUGUGUACAGAAUGUUAGGAAAUUCGGUUUAAAAACAGUCCCCUCUUGUGUUAUUUUUCUUUUGUCUAAAGGCCAGUGACAAUUUCAUUUUAAAAGUAUUUAUAGAAAAUGCAGGGAUCGGAGACAUCAUCACAUUACAUUACUCAGUAGAUACUGCAGGUGUGCCUAAUGAUAUUGUACGCUUCCUUUAAUUGUCCUCCUUCAAAGCCAUUGUGAAAAUAAUGCAGCUGUUAUGAUACUGUAUAUGAUGCACUUUACGCAAACACAAACAUCGGGCUGGUAUUCAUUUGUUUUUCAAAAGACAUUUUAAAGAUAAUUUACAGUCUAAUUCAAUGAGUCGGUUUUGUGUUUUGUUGUUUUUUUUCCUGUGAAUUGCGAAUAUUUUUGUUUUUAAGGCAAAAAUGUCAACUGGA
Dunckerocampus dactyliophorus (ringed pipefish) is the source of this 2697-nucleotide messenger RNA. RefSeq lists its product as uncharacterized. The transcript is spliced from 8 exons. The coding region runs from base 547 to 2208 and encodes 553 amino acids. The record is from RefSeq and is a predicted model, not a curated record. NCBI's taxonomy places the organism in Eukaryota, Metazoa, Chordata, Actinopteri, Syngnathiformes, Syngnathidae.